AUGGUCAUAGAUAGUGCAGAAAGCCAAUAUUCCGGGGGAAGUACCCUCCGAGAACCCAAUUUAUACGACAAAUAUCAGACAUUUCCCCGGAGGCCCCCGUUCCCCGUCCCCAGCUCCUCAGCGGGGGGCUUCUCAAUUGCGGGGUCUCGUGGGGGGGGAAUCAAGCUGCUUCAGGAAGCCGACGCCUAUCUCUACCACUUGCAAUUGGCUGCCAAAGAGACUUAUUGUUGUAGGGCGGGUGGCUUCACUCAUAGGGCGCAUAUAACUUGGAGCGUUAUCGGGUAUCUUUGCUUUUAUUGUCUUAUUUGCAAACUACAAACUUGCGUGUAA
Molecule: messenger RNA, 330 nt
Organism: Fusarium verticillioides 7600
Lineage: Eukaryota; Fungi; Ascomycota; Sordariomycetes; Hypocreales; Nectriaceae
Exons: 1
Coding region: 1-330 (109 amino acids)
Source: RefSeq, a predicted model, not a curated record